AGAGUUGUUGUAACUUCGAAAAAAAAUAUAUUUUCUGUGGGAUGUGGCGCUUCUUCAAUUUGCUUCGCUGUAGAGCCCAACCUUCACCCCUAUGAUUCCAUUAAAGUCGCUAAACUCCAGAUAAAACGAGAAGGGAAACAGAGAGAAAAUCAAUCACAAAAAAGUUCUGCAGCAUUUCGUUUCGUGCCCCUUGCAUCUCUUCCUUUCUGUUCUCUCAAAACACAGAAAGGAAGAGAUAAACAAGUGCCAGGAAACCUUUAUUCUGAUUUUCUUACUUCUAGUUUCUCUUGGUUUGCUUCAAUGGCGGAAGAGAAGAGGAACAUUUCAAGCGAUGAACUUAAAAAGCAUAACAAAGCGGAAGAUCUGUGGAUCUCUAUCCAGGGAAAGGUCUACGACGUCACGGAUUGGAUUAAAGAUCACCCGGGCGGUGAAACCUCACUCCUGAAUCUCGCCGGCCAGGACGUCACAGAUACUUUUGUUGCUUUCCAUCCGGGCACUGCAUGGAAAUAUCUCGACCGGUUCUUCGUCGGGUACUUGAAAGACUACCAAGUUUCCGAGGUGUCGAAGGAUUACAGGAGGCUUGUUUCCGAGUUCUCUAAAUUAGGUUUGUUUGAGAAGAAAGGGCACGGGAUCUUCAUUUCCCUUUGUUUUAUGGCAAUUCUAUUUGCUAUUUCCGUCUGCGGCGUCCUGUUCUCUAAGAACGUCUGGGUUCAUCUAGCCUCCGGUGGGCUGAUGGGUUUUCUUUGGAUUCAGAGCGGGUGGGUUGGGCACGAUGCUGGACAUUAUCAGAUCAUGACUAGCCCUGGGUUCAACCGGUUCGCGCAGGUCCUUGCAGGCAAUUGCCUUACAGGGAUCAGCAUUGGGUGGUGGAAGUGGAUUCACAAUGCUCAUCACAUUGCCUGUAACAGUCUCGAUUUCGAUCCAGACCUCCAACACAUCCCCCUCUUCGCGGUAUCUUCAAAAUUCUUCAAUUCACUCACAUCUUACUUUUACGAGAGGAAGAUGACUUUCGAUUCUAUUGCUAGAUUUCUAGUGAGUUACCAGCAUUGGACUUUCUACCCUGUUAUGUGCUUUGCCCGAAUUAAUCUCUUUGCGCAGUCGUUCUUGUUGUUGGUCUCGAAGAGAAGGGUCCCCAAUAGAGGUCAGGAGCUUGUGGGUGUCCUUGUCUUCUGGGUUUGGUUUCCCUUGCUUGUUUCCUGCCUGCCCAAUUGGGCUGAGAGAGUGAUGUUCGUGGUUGCGAGUUUUUCUGUUACUGGAAUUCAACAUGUUCAGUUCUGCUUGAAUCAUUUCUCAUCAAGUGUGUAUCUUGGACCACCUCGCGCAAAUGACUGGUUUGAGAAGCAAACGAAGGGCACACUUGACAUUGCUUGUCCAUCUUGGAUGGAUUGGUUUCAUGGUGGAUUGCAAUUUCAGGUUGAGCAUCAUUUGUUCCCUCGAUUACCACGGUGCCAUCUCAGGAAGAUCUCCCCAUUUGUGAGGGAUCUCUGCAAGAAGCAUAACUUGCCUUAUACAAGUGUUUCAUUCUUUGAGGCUAAUAAGAUGACAAUCGGGACACUGAGGACAGCAGCAUUGCAAGCUCGAGAUCUCACCAAUCCGAUUCCAAAGAAUUUGGUCUGGGAAGCAGUUAACACUCACGGUUGAUGUUUGAUGAGGCGUACUGACACUCUACUGUUGCAAUUAUUUGGAUCCACCAGGAAUUAAGUCGGUACACCUUUCUUCCUCUUGAUGGUUGUCUCAGGGAGAUCGUCAGCUGGUUUCUGUGGAGGGAGGACUUUCACCAUUGAUGGCAGACGUCAAUUCUCCAUUCUCUCUUCUCCUUAUUCAUAGUAUCCGCUUAUCCGUUCUUGCCUUUUUCUGAUUGAGGUUACAUAUUUUCCAUAGAUUCAUUUGCAGGAUGAGGUAUAUUAUUUAUUUUCUGCCUUGUUUGGAUUAGUAAUGCAAAAAAAAAAAAUGUUUAUUUAUCCAGUCGCCCCAAAUCGGCUAGAUAGUUAGCAUGCUUCUCUGGGUUGUCGAAUCUCCUCAUAGUUGUCUUAGUUGGGUUAGGAGUUGCUUAUUAUCUAGGUCAGUUGAUGUAACAUUUGCAAGCUUUGGUUUUUGUCAAUACCAAGGUUAGUUUGAACUUUGAAGAUGGGACUUUGUCAAAUUAGUAGGUACUCCAUGGUAAUUUUCUUUAUUACAUAUUA
Nelumbo nucifera (sacred lotus) is the source of this 2183-nucleotide messenger RNA. RefSeq names its product acyl-lipid (9-3)-desaturase-like. Gene Ontology annotation, biological process: lipid metabolic process. Lineage: Eukaryota; Viridiplantae; Streptophyta; Magnoliopsida; Proteales; Nelumbonaceae. The record is from RefSeq and is a predicted model, not a curated record. Gene Ontology annotation, cellular component: membrane. Gene Ontology annotation, molecular function: oxidoreductase activity, acting on paired donors, with oxidation of a pair of donors resulting in the reduction of molecular oxygen to two molecules of water.